CAUACUUCCAGUCCUCUGGAGUCUGCUCACCCAGAGCCUGCCUUUUUUUAUUGUUCACUUUCUCAUCUUUCCAGUCCUUGUUCUUUUUCAACCUAUCCACCUCCCAUGUGUGUAUGUCUGGUGGUGGUGGGGGAAUGGGUCAAGCCAUCCUCAAAGACUCUUGGGAAUCCCAUCACCUCCUUUUCUGUUCAAGAAUGGGCCCUCCUUUCCACCCUACAUGAUGUGGGAUGUCAGCUUCUGCUCACCUUAUCCAAGACCUAUCUCUACUCCCCAGCCUUGUCACAGACCUUCCACACCAUGCCCCCUUCCUCACUCACCAAGCCCCAGGACAUCUGCUGGGACAGAACUAGCAGAUGGACUUCCCCCACAUGCUAUCCUCUCGGUCUCUGCUCCGCUGGUUGACACUCUUCCAGGGCAGGCGGAGAGGCUUUCCCCACUAGGUCUGAGAGGACACAGAGGCUGCUCAUAUCUUUCUAUUUCAAGUCACCCCUUGCUUUGGUCUGUUUUCAUCUCCACUGUCUGACAAUGGACCUGUGUGUGUGUCUUAUUUCUAAGGUAACUCAACCCUUGACUACCUCCUUAGUCAUCAAACCCUGGUUUCACAUUCCCUAUAGACCUCAGUCCUCAGGGCUGGCGGACCAUGGUUCUCUCCAGGAAAGCCCGUUGAUCUCAGCCUCCUAAGGCUCAAGCACAGCUGGUUCGUCACCACCUUCUCACUGGCACUUCAUUCCCAUUUCUGGAUGCACGGACUGCUUCACAUCUUACCACCUUCUGCCUUCAUUUGGCUCACAAACACCUUCCUAAACUCAUCCUGAGUCUUCCGGAAAGGGACCUGCCCAGGUCUGACCUCUCACCUCAUAACCUGAGAGCCUACAGCCACCCUGUCUUUACCAGCCACCUUUGAACACCCCAACUGAGCAAGUUUCAGGACUCAAGGAUCCACUCGACCAACGUCUCGGCACCCCGCACUACUGCUGGCCAUUCCCAAAGCACCAUGACAGGCUUUUGGGUCCUCUGUUUCGUCCUUUUCCCCUCCUCCUUAUCCUAUCCGGAAAGCUGGAUGCCCCUUGUAAACCUCACUCACCACAUCCUACGUGAUACCAACUCUUCCCUGUUUUCCAACUGUUGGGUCUGCUUGUCUACCCAAACCCAGCGGUCCUUAGCAGUCCCAGCCCCUCUGUCCAUUUGGACAGAUACACCCAUGAAGCUUCAUCUUACCUACUCAGUCAGGCCCUUCUCUGGCUCCUUUUCCAUUAGCGACAUUGAAAGACGCCUCCGUCUCUUCCGCCCACUGACUGCCUCCUAUUCUUUCCACAAUCCUGACAGAAGGGCGAUUGCUUUUCUUCAACUCGUCAGCUCAACAGGCAUAUUUCGGAUCAUCACCCGGAUAACCUCUGUGAUAUAUCCCCAUAAGGACCGUUUCUUCGAAUCUGCCCAACGCCCUCUCUGGGGACCACUCUUUACUGAGACCGUGCUCAGGUCGCAGGCCCCACUCUGCAUAUCUCGCUUUUUCAAGGUCUCAGCAUAUGCCACUUUUGUAGGCAACCUCUCUGCCUCUCUCUGCAACUACACCAUGCAUAUUUCACCUUCUACCAGUCAUGAAAACCUAGAUCUUUCCACCACCCAUACGUUCAAACAGGCAAUGAAAAGACCGGAUGCCAAAUGGAAAAACCCGCUCCGUUUUUCCGGGCCCCCCUCCCUCAUCUUCUCGAAGCCGGCUUACUAUCCCUGCCCAACAGACAUCAAACACUGCCAUACCUCUCCGGCCACUCCCUGGAUGCACUGUCCUCAGGCUCCCUUCGGCACCUGCUAUAACCUCACUUUAUUUGAACCAGACAACUCAACCCACCCUGUUACCAUGUCAGUGAACCCUACCCACUUCAAGGUCAAACUCCAGGGGCACAGAGACCCCUAUCCGCUCUCCCAUUACCAGCCCCUCACGGGAGCUGCCCUGUCUGGACAAUAUUCAGUCUGGGAGAACGAGAUCACUGUCCAAGAAAACUGGGACAUCACCUCCAACAUUUUCUCACAUCUUCUCAGCUUCUCGUACGCCUUCUGCCUCAACUCUUCAGGCGUUUUCUUCCUCUGCGGAACAUCGACUUACAUCUGCCUCCCAGCCAAUUGGUCCGGUGUCUGUACCCUGGUCUUCCAAUACCCGGAUAUUGAACUUCUCCCCAAUAACCAAACGGUGCCUGUUCCCCUUUUUGCUUCAGUUCUUUCCUCAGACUCAGUUCUUCGCCCAAAGAGGUCCCCUCACCUCUUUCCCUUCCUUGCAGGCCUGGGUAUCUCUUCUGCCCUUGGUACGGGGAUAGCUGGCUUGGCCACCUCGACUCUCUAUUUCCAACAGCUUUCUAAGGUUCUUUCCGAAACCUUGGAAGAAAUAGCUGCCUCUAUCACUACCCUCCAGAACCAAAUAGACUCGCUCGCAGGUGUUGUUCUACAAAACCGCCGAGCUCUGGACCUCAUCACUGCUGAGAAAGGGGGCACCUGUCUCUUCCUCCAGGAAGAGUGCUGCUUCUACGUAAACCAGUCUGGAAUAGUCCGGGACGCGGCAAGGAAACUCCAAGAACGAGCAUCUGAACUCGGCCAGCAUUCUGACUCUUGGGGACAGUGGCCUGACCUUGGACGUUGGUUGCCCUGGCUGACUCCCUUUCUGGGACCUCUUCUCUUCCUCUUCUUCCUACUGACAUUUGGGUCUUGUCUUCUGAACUGCCUAACCCGUUUUGUGUCCCAGAGACUUGGCUCCUUUGUUCAAGACACUGCCAAAAGGCAUGUGGACAGCAUCCUCCAAAAUUUCCAAUAUAAAAAACUGCCCCAAGACUCCCCAGAUGAGGACACCAUUCCUACAUAACAGGGAAAAGUUGAGAGAGCACCAAGUAUACCCUCCCUUCUACCCAGUUAAUAGAAUCCAAGUCGGGAGACUUAGUUAUGGCCUCAUGUUUGUAUCAGGGUUAAUUCCAGAAACUAUAGUAAUUUGGCAUCCAGAAAAUUUCUUCUUUUUCUAGAUCUGAGCUCCUUCUGCUCCUUCUAGAUCUUCUCCUUAUCAGUAGCCCCCAUCUCAGACAUGGCCUCUGGAGUUGUUUCACCUGACAUUCUUUAAUCCAUCACUCACCUUGCUGCUUAGCUACUCUUAGCAAUGGCCAAAGAAGGAAUGUUUUCAGUGCCCUGCCUGUAGGUGGAGAGUGGGCUCUCUUAUACAGAGAUCUCUGCUCCCAGGCCUGUGCUGCCAGGGAGUGGCUUGUUCCUCCGUUGUCUUUCUUGCUUUCUGACCUCAUACGAAGAACAUUGAGGUGUCAGGGAGCUUCCAGAAGCUGGAAGGGGGCCAGCAAGGAUUCUCUAUGACAGCUUUGAGAGAGAGAGAGAGAGAGGGAGAGAGAGAGAGAGAGAUUAUUUUUUUUAAAUAAAGUUUUUACAGCAUCA
Molecule: messenger RNA, 3420 nt
Organism: Mus musculus (house mouse)
Lineage: Eukaryota; Metazoa; Chordata; Mammalia; Rodentia; Muridae
Gene: Synb
Product: syncytin b
Exons: 3
Coding region: 995-2851 (618 amino acids)
Biological process (GO): syncytium formation by cell-cell fusion
Cellular component (GO): plasma membrane
Source: RefSeq, a predicted model, not a curated record